Molecule: messenger RNA, 2594 nt
Organism: Alexandromys fortis (reed vole)
Lineage: Eukaryota; Metazoa; Chordata; Mammalia; Rodentia; Cricetidae
Gene: Pmaip1
Product: phorbol-12-myristate-13-acetate-induced protein 1
Exons: 3
Coding region: 231-545 (104 amino acids)
Biological process (GO): apoptotic process; DNA damage response; release of cytochrome c from mitochondria
Cellular component (GO): mitochondrion
Source: RefSeq, a predicted model, not a curated record
GCCGACGUCAAAUUACGUCACCGGGGAAGUCCCCUUAAGACCCGCGGGCAGGCGUGGGGCGCCCGAACAGAGAGCAUUCCUGUGCUCGUGCAGCCUACAGAAGCUCGGUGCGUCUGAUCCGCUGCACCCUCGGUCCAUUUCGCGCGGCCCGAGUCCUGUGGGAGUCGCAGAGCCGAGGUUGGGGACCUCGGUUCCCGGUGCGCAGCGGAGAUCGCCGCGGCGCUUAGGAGAUGCCCCGGAGCGAGGCGCGUCAGAACGCGCCGUCGGACCCAGCGCGGGCAGAGCUAGCGCCUGAGUUUGCAGCUCAGCUCAGGAGGAUUGGAGACAAACUGUAUUUAGCUUGGUGUGAACCCGACAUCGCUGAGGUGCUGGCGGAGAUGCCUAGCAAGAAGACGCAAAAGAGCGCAACAAGGAGCCCGAGCCCAACGCCGGUGCCAGCAGAUGUGGAAGAUGAGUUUACUCAACUCCGGAGAAUUGGAGACAAACUGAAUUUCUGGCAGAAACUUCUGAAUUUUAUUUCCAAGCUCUUUAAUUCAGUAACCUGAGUUCAUCAAAAGUUUUUGCAAGCAGGGACUCCUAAAAAAGGAAGUUCCCCCAGUUGGUGCAAAUGUCUAUUAUGGGAUGAACAGUGAUGUGAUGGAGGGGGAUGCUUCUCUGAGCACAGAUCGUGAAUGGCAUGAAUGAAUUUCUUCAGGAAAGGUUUCAGAAACCUUUCUUUGAGCUGCGAUAACAUGAAACACAUUCCUUUUAAAACGAGACAAGAGGAAUCAUGGGAAUAGGGAAGAAACUGUCUUUUGAGAGUUGUCUGGUGUCUUUGCCAAGGCUGUUGUCCUGAGUCAUGGGAAGGGGCAUGGCAAAUGAUUACAUCCGAUGGGGAUAGUUGUUCAGUAUUGCCUUUUCCUUUUUGACAGCAACUCCAGAAUAAUGUGUACUAUUUAGUUUCAUUCACUUAAUCUUCUGAGAGGAGACAUUUAAUUUUUGUUAACAUUGAGUGUUAUAGUGAAUACUGAUUUUAUAAGUCACUGUGAACCUAUUGUGUCUACUUAGGUGACUUUUUUUUUUUUUUUAAGUUGAGGCAGGAUUUCUCUGGUUAACAAUCCUGUCCGUCCUAGAACUUAUUUUGUAUACCAGGCUGGCCUCGAACUCAGAGAUCUGCCGGUGUCUGCCUCCCAAGUCCUGGGCACUAAAGGCGUGCGCCACUAUUGCCCAGCUGACUUUUAAGUGUGUUACUGUAACCGUUAACUGGAAAGUAUGGAAAGCCACCCUAUAACUGGAAAAAGUUAGAAGUAUUUCAAGGUCACUUGGUGCCAGUAAAAUUCUUGCAGAUUGAUUAUUACGUGAUAAAGAAAAUUGGGAUUUUAUGUAGACAAUGAAAAGCAAGAAACUUUUAAAAGUUGAUAUAAUUAAAACUUAGUAAAAGAUUCAUAAGAAGUUUCUAAAAUUUUAUAGCCUGCCACAAGUAUUUCUUAGAAGGUUUUUGGUGGGUUUUGUUUUGCUUUUUUUAAGACAGCAUUUCUUUGUAUCUCUGGCUGUCCUGGGAACUCACUCUAUAGAUCAGGCUAACCCUAAACUUAGAGAUAGCCCCAUCUCUGCCCCCCAAGCCACUCCCACCUCCUCAGCUUUAGAGUUUCAUUUUUAAUUUGGGAUAUAAACGUGAAACUCAAAUAACAAAUCAAUUCUGGUUAACAGAGGCAAGAGACUGGAAUUCCCUAAAAGGCACACAGAUGGCCAACAGAUCUGUGAUUCAGAGAAAGGUAAAUGAAAACCACCAACCAAAGAAAGAUAGCAAGCGUUGUUAGGAUGCAAGAAGAGAAAGAAUUUCUAUAGGUCUUUGUUAUGGUUGUUAGGUAGGACGCCCACUUUGUGAAACAGCAUUGAGGUUCUUUUAAAACUAAGAAAUGAACCACCCUAAACCCAGCUGUCCCACUACUAAGUAUAUGUGCAAAGGUAUUGGAAUCUGUACUUCUGUAUUUUUUAUUAUUUGUAUUAGCUAAGACAGGGAAGCUAUCAGAGGCUGAGAGGGUUUUAAAAGUGGGAGUAUAACAAAAUUGAGCCUUAAAAACCGGGAAAUGUUAUUUGUUAAACCUGGACAUUUAUAUUUUGACAAAAGUCACAUAGUCAACAAAUAAUAGGAAUAAGGUGGCUUGGGGAGGUGGGAAAAUGGCCACCCCAGAGGGCAGAAGCGGAAGUGAACCCUGACGUUCUUUUAUACAACAAGGCUACUGCAAUUGGGAAAUGAGGUCAUGAUUGAGUUUUACCAGAAGUAAUUUAUUUUACUUAUUUAUAGUUGAAAUUUUUGUUUCAUUUGAACACGUAUGUCACUUUCAUUUCUGUUAUGAGACAAGGGUUUCGUAACACCGUGAAGGGUGUUGUAUAGCUAGUCACUUUGGAUGAACUUACCUCAGUAGUUAGUGGGCCUCAGCAUUAAAGUUUUCACUUUGAAGAUUUUUUUUUCUUGGCCUAAAGGUAGACAGACAGUUUACCAAAUGGGUAUUUAUGGUCUGUGACUGUAUUUAUAUGUUUGUUUCUGAAGACCGAUCUUAUGGUCUGGACUAUUAAAUAGAGUUGAAUACAGUGGCCGCUAUUGAAAAAUA